Messenger RNA from Gordionus sp. m RMFG-2023, 1158 nucleotides. RefSeq lists its product as uncharacterized. The transcript has 3 exons. The record is from RefSeq and is a predicted model, not a curated record. NCBI's taxonomy places the organism in Eukaryota, Metazoa, Nematomorpha, Gordioida, Chordodea, Parachordodidae. Gene Ontology annotation, molecular function: catalytic activity. Bases 1 to 1158 code for a protein of 385 amino acids.
AUGUCUAUGUCAACUCGUUUUCCAAAUGUGCACAGAGAUGUGGAGCGCCCGAGUGGUUUGAAAGGAAAUUUUAUCAUGUCCUCGCUUAAUAUUAAUGGUUUAAUGAGUAAAUUCACGAUUUUUCUAAGACUCAUGGUCGACGAAAAAAUGGAUGUGAUCGCGAUAGAGGAGACCCACUCAAAAGAUAAUAAUAUGGCUACCUUUAAUAACUUUGAAAUGUAUAGUUCUGGCACCACUUCCAAUAAUUGUUCGGGGGUUGCUUUCUUUAUCAGCAAAAGAUUAUGCAAAUACGUGGAUAAAUUUGUGCCCAUUUUGGAGAAAUGCUGUUUACUAAACCUGAAUACCUGCUUCAGACAAACAAUCUUAGUUAAUGUCUAUGCCCCGCCUAGAAGAAACGAACGGCUCGCAUUCCUUGAUGAUUUAGAAAACAUUGUAAACUCUCUUCCUAGGAGUCGUAAUUUGAUAAUCCUCGGGAACUUAAGUACUAGGAUUGGAAAAGAUGACUCCUUUAUUAGAGAUGGGAUAAUUGGGAAUGCAGCUCUCUCUCAAUUAAACAGUGAUGACAGUAGGAAGUUAUUGGAGAUGUGCAGGAGUAUAAACCUCAAGGUUGAAAAUUCUUUCUUUUCACACAGCGAUUUUAACACCCUAACCUUCAGAAGAAAUAAUACCAAAUCUCAGAUCGAUUUUAUCAUCUCGAACAUUCAUAGCUGGUUCAUCGAUGUAAAAGCAAUGCCUAAUAUUAAUAUUUCUGAUCAUAACUUAAUCAGAGCCAGUAUUACUGUGAGAAAUUUAUGGGGAAACUCUCGGCGUCCUUCUCUUCAACCCCAGCUCGAUCUAAUCUUAAAUGAUAGGGAAGCAACUUUCUUAUCCUCAUCGGAGUCUCAGUCUGUUGAAGAAUGUUGGGCGUCUUUCAAAAACAACUUGUUUGAUGCCUGCAAUCAUCUCCCUAACAUCAACAAUUCUCCACUAAGACAGGAAUGCAGCACGCUGCAGGAAUGGCUAUCCGAUGACACCAUUCGCAUGAUAGCUCAACUCAAGCUACAAGAAGAGCGCGAUGGUCAUUUAUGGACCUCAAUUCAUAGACUCCUAAGGAGAGAUGGAAGAAUUUUUAUUGCUAAAAAAGCUUUUGAGAUAGACAGGGAUAUGAGGGAGAAUUGA